Messenger RNA from Lactuca sativa (garden lettuce), 891 nucleotides. RefSeq lists its product as uncharacterized. The record is from RefSeq and is a predicted model, not a curated record. Lineage: Eukaryota; Viridiplantae; Streptophyta; Magnoliopsida; Asterales; Asteraceae.
AUGGGUGAUCCAGAAGAGUAUAUCGGGGCGGUGACCCUUAUGUCUAUGUUGGGAAUUGAGUAUGGGAGUGGAGUCCCUGUUCUUGUGAUGAUUCACACGUUGGUUGAGAAUACAAGGAUGAGGAGUAUGAUGAUUCAUAAUUUCCAGUUUGAUAGUCAGGAUUAUUACUGGACAAUUGAGAUGUUCGGUAGUGGAUGGUAUGAAUUUUUUCAAUCAAGAUAUGAUGCUAGAGGUAGACGAGGGUUUACAACAUUGCAGAAGUGUGUUGCGGCCAUUCGUUUGAUGGCUAUGGGGGAGUCACCCGACACCAUGAACGACUAUAUGAGAAUGUCCGAAAGAACCGCAAGGGAGAGUUUAUAUACAUUGUCAAGGGGUGUUGUUGAAACAUUUGGAGACGUGUAUUUGCGGAAACCUUCGUUGCAUGAUUUGCAAGAAUUGUAUGUGGCGCAUGAAGAACGUCAUGGGUUUCUCGGAAUGAUCGGAAGCAUUGAUUGCACACACUGGAAAUGGAAAAAUUGUUCGAGGUUGUUGCUUCUCAAGAUUUAUGGAUUUGGCAUGCAUUUUUUUGGGGUUGCGGGUUUCAACAACGACGUCAACGUUCUUGAUCAGUCACCAAUAUUCGACGAUCUUUUGAAUGGAAAGGCCCCGGAUGCUCCUUUCGCAGUAAAUGGAAACGAAUACAAAUAUAGAUAUUACCUUACAGAUGGUAUAUAUCCUCAGUAUUUUACAUUCGUGAAGGCAUUCCGUCAUCCGGUUGAAGAACGAGACAAAAAUUUUAAGAGAAGACAAGAAGGAGCACGUAAGGAUGUGGAAGGUGUUUUUGGAGUGCUGAAGGCGAAGUGGCAUAUAGUUGAACAUGCAGCACGACCAUUGGAUUUAGAAACUCUAUGA